AUGAAGAUAUCACAUCAGGAAACAUACCAUCACCAGACCGGAGCCCUGGACAUAGACACCAGGCAACUCAUUAAAUGUGUCCUAGGACAAUGUACGGGACUUCUGAAACCUAGGUGGAACGAAAGCAAAGCUCUGUUAACAACGAGUAGAGUUAUCGGGCAAUUACUGGAGAAGCACAGAUACACAUACAAUGGUAUGAUCAACACACUCUAUGUGGAUGAUGUGAAGUUCCUCAGUUCAGUAGCCCAUAUCAUCUUUGAAGACGGGACCGUCAACUGGGGCCGUGUUGCCAGCCUGAUGUCUUUUGGGGCUGCGGUGUGCCAGUACUUGAGAGGCAAGGGGAGAGAUGACUGUGUUGAUGUGGUGGGAGAAGAGAUAGCAGAGUACCUGGCCACUCACCACACGGACUGGCUAGUCAAACAUAACUCCUGGAAUGGGUUCGUGGAGUUCUUUCCAGUAGCAGAACCUGAGUCCAGAUGUAGGAACAUCAUCAUGUCCCUUUUCGGAUUGGCCGGUAUUGGCGCAACAAUAACCUUGGUUAUGUGACUUUCAGAAGAGUCCUUUACCUGUUACCACUUUGUGCUUGAUGCUUCUCACCAUAGUAGAGAUUGAGUAUGAUGUUAGGAAUAUGUACCGUAAAAGCUAAUAAAGUAGUGA
Salmo salar (Atlantic salmon) is the source of this 657-nucleotide messenger RNA. Its product is annotated as induced myeloid leukemia cell differentiation protein Mcl-1 homolog. Lineage: Eukaryota; Metazoa; Chordata; Actinopteri; Salmoniformes; Salmonidae. Gene Ontology annotation, biological process: intrinsic apoptotic signaling pathway in response to DNA damage; mitochondrial fusion; extrinsic apoptotic signaling pathway in absence of ligand. Gene Ontology annotation, molecular function: BH domain binding; channel activity. Gene Ontology annotation, cellular component: mitochondrial outer membrane. The record is from RefSeq and is a predicted model, not a curated record.